Messenger RNA from Cooperia oncophora, 444 nucleotides. NCBI's taxonomy places the organism in Eukaryota, Metazoa, Nematoda, Chromadorea, Rhabditida, Trichostrongylidae. The record is from the annotation of a GenBank genome assembly.
AUGCCGACCGUCGUAGCAGCGCUCAACUACUUCUGUGGGCCGCUCACAGGUGUAGACAAAGAAAUCCAGGACUCCCUUCUUCAAGCGGUUAGGCGCCAUUCACCCCCGCGUCAGCAUCGUACUAAGCCCAGUCACAUGGCACGGUUAUUAGGGGUUAAGACCAAUGGCAAUGGGGAAUGGCUUGUGCAUAUAAGCAGAUCCAGGACGGACCAGUGCUCUAAGGGUGCAGUGUUAGCUUUUCGCUUUAAUGCAAUGGAGGAAGCGCUCUGGAAUAAGUACACUGCUACCUUGGGUGGGAGCGGGGGGCUGCCACACAAAGCGCUCACUAUGGAGCUCAUCAAAAUGAUGUCAUGCAAGCUGGGCGCUGGAGAACGCUGGGAGGGUUCCAAAAACUAUGUAGCACCCAAACCUCUCCCAUCUUCUCUUCCUCCCGCUUUUAACUAG